Messenger RNA from Ruditapes philippinarum (Manila clam), 925 nucleotides. RefSeq names its product vacuolar protein sorting-associated protein VTA1 homolog. Gene Ontology annotation, biological process: late endosome to vacuole transport via multivesicular body sorting pathway. Gene Ontology annotation, cellular component: multivesicular body. The transcript is spliced from 6 exons. Bases 72 to 923 code for a protein of 283 amino acids. The record is from RefSeq and is a predicted model, not a curated record. Lineage: Eukaryota; Metazoa; Mollusca; Bivalvia; Venerida; Veneridae.
ACGGAUCCGUACGGGAAUGUAAAUACUGGAAUUUAGACAAUCUCAAAGAAAAAGUGACAAUUUGUUGCAAAAUGUCGUUACCACCGCUUCCACCACAAUUAAAAGCAAUCCAGCACUAUUUAAAGACUGCUACGGAACAUGAUAAAAGAGAUCCAGUGGUAGCGUAUUACUGUAGAUUAUUUGCACUUCAAAAUGGAAUGGAGAUUGACAAGAAAUCACCAGAAUGCCGAGCUUUUCAUGUUGCUUUGAUGGACUAUCUGGAAAAGGUAAAGACCGGAGUUGAUUCUGAGGCUAUUCACAAUGAGGUGGUUGGUCAAGCACACAUGGAGAAUUAUGCUCUCAAAGUUUUCCUUUUUGCUGAUAAUGAAGACAGAGCAGGUAGAUUUAACAAGAAUGUUGUAAAAUCAUUCUAUACAGCAGGCAUGUUGUUUGACACAAUGUCUGUCUUUGGAGAAUUAAAUGAAGAUAUUGACAAAAAUAGGAAGUAUGCCAAGUGGAAGGCAGCUUAUAUACAUAAAUGUUUAAAGAAUGGAGAGACACCGAUACCAGGCCCUCAAAAUGAGGAAGGAGAUGAAGCUGGUGGAGUACAACCUGGAGGUGCAAUAGGAUUUGAACAACCUGGACCUUCUCAAGGUUAUGCCCCUCCUCCAGACCCGUCAUCAUACCAACCUGGCCCGACAACAUCCUACCAACCUGGGCCAUCGGCAUCAAAUUCUCUGAAUCUGCCUGGAAAUAACACAUCACCUAACGGUGCACCUACUGGGACUCACGCACCACCCUCUACGCCACAGGAUCCCCAGAAUGCAACAAGACCAGCACCACAACAAGCAUCGUUUAACACUGACUGGAAACCACCAACAAACUCAAGUUUGUAUUAUUAUUUUUUUUUGUAUAUCAAAAAAUUUAAUUAUACAUGUUUAUAGGA